Molecule: messenger RNA, 447 nt
Organism: Colletotrichum karsti
Lineage: Eukaryota; Fungi; Ascomycota; Sordariomycetes; Glomerellales; Glomerellaceae
Exons: 2
Coding region: 1-447 (148 amino acids)
Source: RefSeq, a predicted model, not a curated record
AUGAAGUUCACCGUCAUUGCUGCCCUUGCCACCAUUGCCUCCGCGGCUCCCGCCACAGAGCGCCGCGCCACUUGGACGCAGUACUUCACCAACGUCGUCGCCGAGCCCCAGCCGUACAACAACAGCAACCUCACCUUCGCUUUCAACCUAGCCUUCACUGACGGUACCAACUACCACUGUGCCACUUCCUUUGACACCAACACCGGUGUAUCUGCCAACAACACUUGCACCCGGUACGGUCAACCCACCGAUGUCACGGCCACUGUCGCGGUUCCCGGCGGCAUUCAAAACAUCGCGCCGUACGUUUACAUCCCGGGCAUUGACACCACCUACACGGCCGACAUCACCACUGCGGACCCUCAGUACACUUGCGCCCACUCCGGCACUCCUGGCAGCGGCGUCAAGUGCAUCAGCGGAUCCGGCACCUUCACCGCUACUGCUGUCUAA